GCGGUAGGUGGUCAUUGGGUCGACAGUAUCAUAAUCCUUGCUAGAUACAGGAGAAGACGGGAUUAACGGGAGUCAAUGUAUCAAGGGAGACAAAACAGAUAGAAAGCAAAGCAACCCGAGGAAGCAAAAUGGUCAACAUUGCGCACGAUUAGAGAAACCCGGAAUGAUCAGUGGCCCGUCUUACUUGGUAUAUCCCUGUCAAUCCUACGAUUCUCCCCGUUGAGUCCCGAUUAAAAUAUCUGUAUCGUCCGGAUUCUCGCGAGCCUGUGGUUUAUACGACGAGCCACUGCUAUGGGGAGAGCGACUGUUCUUCCUCCGGGUAUCUCUCCGCCCUUGACGGAGAACAAUGAUUAUAACCAUAAUGCUCUAAUCGUUAUCAUUGCGUCGUUUUCCCUUUUCCUCGCUAUUGCGUCUCUCGCAAUCCGGGUAUACGCCUCCCAGAAUAGGGGAGUUAUUCUGAAAGAUGAUUACGUUUUGCUCCUAGUAGUGGUGUGUACGGCUCAGAGUACCGUGGAUUUGAGAAGGCCAUGUUGAUUUAUGCUUACAGUUUUUCUUCGUUAGACUGGCUUUGCUGUAGAUAUCCUCUACAUCAUCGUCAUCGGAUUAUCCAAAAUAUGCACAAUGAUGUUCUAUCGGAAUUUAUCUCUACGCCGAAAUACGCUUAUUAGUAACAUCAUACUGGGGUUUUGUAGCAUCUGGAUCGUACUCGGAACGGUCCUACUGGGAGUCCGAUGCAGCAGCAAAUCCUGGGAAAAUAUCGAUAAUAGCUGUGCUGGGCUUUAUCCGCGCUGGCAAACCGUCUGCGCACUCGAUAUUAUUCUUGAAAUCGCGAUCCUCGCCUAUCCUGUGAAAAUCAUCUAUAAUGUCCAAAUCGCGUUCGUCAAGAAAAUCAAAGUUCUAUGUAUCCUGAGCUGCCGGGUUGUGCUCAUACCCAUAUCCGCUAUCCACCUCAUCUAUAUCAAUACUCAAACCGCUUCCCCGAACCCAUCUCUCGACGGCGCCUACGCCACCACAGUGGCAGAGCUACAUAUCGGCCUCAGCGUAAUCCUACUCACGAUAUCAUCUUUGAAGGUUUUCGUGGCCGCCUACGAAGACGACCAAGGCUUCGCCUAUACCGAUGACGGGUCAAAGUCACAUAGUCAGAGUGGAAGGCCGACGAGACCGGGAACGUGGCGGGCUUCGCGUCCAGCGAAGGAUCCCAUGUUCAGUACCCCUGCCUGGGACGAGGAGCCGAUUCUGCGGUCGUCGGUUCCCUCUUCACGGAGCCAUGACAUGGGAGCACUCGGUGGUGGGGCGAUUAUGAAGAGUGUGCAGAUAUCGGUGACGAGGGAGAGUAUUGAGUUAGAGGACCGAGGGGCUAAGGCAGCGUCGGCGUCGGCGGAGGUGUCAGGGGCAUUAUAAUCUCUGUGUGAUCUUUUUAUCCAGCGAGUCAAUGUAUAUCAGCGGCAAACGGGCGGACUUAUAGUUUUCAGGCAUGCACUAUUGCAAAAUGUAUUCCAAGCAAAACUCUACCCAUAUCGACCCAUUAAUCUUCUGGUCUAUCUAACUUCAUCAUAGUUCCGGUAAUGAAACCUCCCUAACUAUCUCAGCUGGUCCUGUCAGGGGAAAACACAGAAGUCCAAGCGUGUCUAGCACAGCAC
This is a messenger RNA of Aspergillus melleus, 1640 nucleotides long. RefSeq lists its product as uncharacterized. The transcript has 4 exons. Lineage: Eukaryota; Fungi; Ascomycota; Eurotiomycetes; Eurotiales; Aspergillaceae. The record is from RefSeq and is a predicted model, not a curated record. The coding region runs from base 622 to 1401 and encodes 259 amino acids.